Messenger RNA from Paramecium tetraurelia, 1514 nucleotides. RefSeq lists its product as uncharacterized. The transcript has 5 exons. Lineage: Eukaryota; Ciliophora; Oligohymenophorea; Peniculida; Parameciidae. The record is from RefSeq and is a predicted model, not a curated record. Gene Ontology annotation, cellular component: lysosome. Gene Ontology annotation, molecular function: cysteine-type endopeptidase activity.
GCUUAAAGCACUAGGUGUCAGGAAAGUGGAGACUAUAUUUGGAGAAACCCACUUAGAAGGGUGUUGGACUCAUGCCAUGUGGUCAUGAAAUUCCUGAUAGGGCCAAGACAUCAUAUAUGGCUUAUAAUAGCAACUUUUAACCAUCAUAAGAUUUCGAAGUUACUUUGGGAGAUGAUUAUAAAGUGAAAUCCAGUUAAAAAUCAGGUGAAUGGACAAUGGUUUAUGAUGAAGGUUUUGAAAUCAAAUUAGGUAAUAUGAAAUAUUUUGCAUUCUCAAAAUAUGAACCAAAGGGCAGAGAAGGAGUAUCAUAUUGUGAUUAAACUCUUGUGGGAUGGUACACAAAUCUAGACACUUAAGAGAGAGGUUGUUAUAGAGCUGAAAAAACUGAAAAAGUAGACAUUGUCCAACCUGAAUUUAUGGAUGAUGAUGAUAUGAAAUCUUUAUCAUUCUUAUAAGUUUAAGAAAAAACACCAGAAGUGAAUCAUGAAGAUGUCGUCGAAAAAUUAAAUCAAAAGGAAGGAACAUGGAAAGCUAAGGUCUAUGACCAUAUGAAGGGCAAGAGCUUCGCUGAAGUUGCUAAGUCUUUGGGAAAGAAGCUUGGAUUCAAAAAGGACAAGUCAUACAAACAAUAGGAUUAAACAGCAAAUAAGGUGUUCGUUCAAACUGCUGAUUAUUCAGAAUUGCCUUCUUCUUUCAAUUGGAGAGAGAAGCUUGCACCACCUAGACAAUAAGGACAAUGCGGAUCUUGUUAUGCUAUAGCCACAAUGUCUAUGUUAUCAGCAAGAUUAAAAAUACAAGGGGAGAAUGUUGAUCUCUCACCUUAAUGGUCUUUGAAUUGCAAUUAUUACAACCAAGGAUGUGAUGGUGGUUAUCCUUAUUUGGUGAAUAAAUUUGCUGAAGAAUAAGUACUUGUCUCUGAAUCAACAGAACCAUAUCAAGGAUAUGACGGAUCUUGCAACUUCUAGAAAGCCAAGUCUUAAUCGAAAGUUUAUGCUACCAAGAACUAUAAAUAUUUGGGAGGUUCAUAUGGCAGAGUCUCAGAAUAAGUCAUCAUGUUAGAAAUAAUGAAGAAUGGCCCUGUUGUUUUGAGUUUCGAACCAUCAUACGAUUUCAUGUAUUAUGAAUCUGGUAUCUAUCACUCCAAGGCAGAAACAAGUGACUAUUCUGAAUGGGAAAAAGUCGAUCACUCCGUCUUAUGUUAUGGUUGGGGAGAAGAAGAGGGAGUUAAGUUUUGGAUGUUGUAAAACAGUUGGGGAGAUCAAUGGGGAGAAAGUGGUAACUUUAGAAUGAAGAGAGGAGUUGAUGAAUCAGCUAUUGAAAGUAUGGCUGAAGCUUCAGAUCCAUAUGUCAUAAAUUAGAAUUCAAGUAAAAGCUUUUCUGAAACAAAAUCAAAUGAAUCUGAUUUCGAUUAUGAAGAUGAUGACAGUAUCUUUUCUUUCAACUAGAUUAGAUAAAAUUUAAAAUGAAAUUAUACCAACAUUAAUCAUCAUUACAAUAAUUUAUGAAUAAUAAAA